AUGUGGAGCUCGGACGAGGACAGCGUGCUGCGGGAGCAGGUGCGCCUGCAUGGCGCUCACAACUGGGACACCAUCUGCGUGGCGCUGCCCGGGCGGAACGCCAAGUCGUGCCGCCUCCGCUGGUGCCAGCACCUCGACCCCCGGGUGGACGUCGUCAAGCCCUUCACCAUCAAGAACCGCUGGAACUCCGUCCUCCGCAAGCACCACGGCCACGCCUCCGCCUCCGCGGCCGACCAGGGGCCUCCGCGCCAGUACUGGGCUCCUUCCGCCUCCCGCCACGCUGCAGGCCCCGAGUUGACGCCGGGCUGCCUCCCGCUGUUUCCUCUGGAGAAGGGCGAUGUCAUGAGGGACAGGAGAAGCCCUCCGCUGCCUCAUCACGCGCCCGAGGACGAGGACAUGUCUGAUGCCGAGACAUCUUCGGCCGCGUCUGUGGAGUGCCUGCAGCUGUUCCCUCUGGCGCCCGGGGAUGUCAGUGCCAAGGCGGGCGCGGCGGCGUCGAGUGGCAUGUCCUGCGGAGCAGACGACCCGCUCACCCAGCUCAGGCUCGCGCCGGCGGCGAGGUUGGUGUUCGACGUUAUGCCGCUGCGGUCGUACCAGAUGUAG
Molecule: messenger RNA, 603 nt
Organism: Lolium rigidum
Lineage: Eukaryota; Viridiplantae; Streptophyta; Magnoliopsida; Poales; Poaceae
Product: transcription factor MYB77-like
Exons: 1
Coding region: 1-603 (200 amino acids)
Biological process (GO): regulation of DNA-templated transcription
Cellular component (GO): nucleus
Molecular function (GO): DNA-binding transcription factor activity, RNA polymerase II-specific; RNA polymerase II cis-regulatory region sequence-specific DNA binding
Source: RefSeq, a predicted model, not a curated record